Molecule: messenger RNA, 1573 nt
Organism: Alternaria rosae
Lineage: Eukaryota; Fungi; Ascomycota; Dothideomycetes; Pleosporales; Pleosporaceae
Exons: 3
Coding region: 351-1439 (362 amino acids)
Biological process (GO): regulation of DNA-templated transcription
Molecular function (GO): DNA binding
Source: RefSeq, a predicted model, not a curated record
CCUCGACUCAACUAACCCAACCUGUCUUGAGGUAAGUAUUCCUUUCUAUGCACUGUCGGCCAUUCGGUGCGCGUGUUUCCUUACUCCUUACGUAGCUCCGCUAAGCACAUUCAAGUUACGAGACACGCGAUCAAGAGCCGUCGUCACUGGCCUGCAAUGCCGACUAUCAACAAUACACAUGGCCAUGGUCUGCAAAUCAUGCUGAAUCUGCACCUGUCAAUCCUGAUGGCUUUGACACCUCUCAUUCAAGUCCCUCGUUCCUGGGGCCAGACGACAUAUCUUGGUUCCAUGAGCAUGUUCGAGCUCAGCGCAUCAGGCCUGAAUAUAUCGCGCUCCCGGAAGUGGAGCUGAUGCCAGCUUGGUUCGACUAUGGAACCCUUGAGCCUAUUGUGGAGUGCUGCGAUACCGCCGACUCCCUCGUAUAUGCAGGUUCUACUUCUCCGCCUCCAAGUUUAGUCGGCACAAAUGACUCGUCCCUCGCCGCCCUCAACGAUGAACCGCCUGUAUGGCACACGCAAGAGAUGCCAGAUGGCAGUGUGGAUAGCAGUCCCCAUAGCCGCAUGGAUCCCGUCAAGCGCUGGCUUCAUGAUCAUCCCUUCGAUCGAUAUCCUACCCGUGAGGAGAAGGCAGACCUUGCUGCUGCAGCUGGGCUAUCGAGUCUCCAGUUAAGGCGACGCUUGACUAAUCUUAGGAAGCGUGAGAGACUCACACUUGACCAGUUGUGCAACGAGUCAGAGGCUGCGCUUCAGGGGUUCGAGAGCCGCGACAGAAGGACAAAACCCUUUUACGGAAGCGCGCAAACAGGAUGUGGGCAUGCACACCAAGGUCGCAAGGGAAAGAGACUGUAUUCAUCAAGACAUUCAUCUGCCGUAAGGGAGUUAGUGCGAGGACAUUCCUCCCACGUAGCUAGCGACAGCAGUGGAACUACAGCCAAACGGUUUCACUGCACGAUGUGUCUAAAGCCCUUCAAGAACUCGUACCUUUGGAGGCGACACGAGUCUGGAGUUCAUGGCUUCGGUAGUACCCGAUGGAUCUGCACACUUGACAGCACAGUCAUGAUAGGUGCGAAGUGCAUCUUCUGCUCCGAAAUCGUUUACAAUAUGGACCACUUCGACCAACACAACGUCCAAAUCUGCUUGGCAAAAGACAAGGCUGAGCGAGUCUUCGAUCGCAAAGACCUUCUCAAGCAGCACGUACAGUAUGUGCAUCUCACCUCAGCCAACGACUACACGAAAAGAGGAUUUGAGCCUCCAGACGCGUGGCUAGAAACGGAGGACAGUUUCUUGCCGAAUCCUGAAGGUCUCUGGUGUGGCUUCUGUCAGCUCACAUUUGAAACAGUUGCCAAAAGGAUGAUACACGUUGCACAGCACUUUCAGGAUGGGGUUGAUAUGGUUGACUGGGUUCGAAGAUUGGAUCUUGCAAACAGCGCGAUGGCUUGAAUUUAUGUACUAACGAUUUCCCUUUGUAUCUUGUUUUCGCAUCAACACUUCUAGGGCGGCCGCGUACAGAGAAUAUAUAGAGCGACCGACCCAUGUUAUGACCAUUAUGAGCGACUUGUUUCGAUGAAGUAGGU